Messenger RNA from Panonychus citri (citrus red mite), 1023 nucleotides. RefSeq names its product hydroxylysine kinase-like. Gene Ontology annotation, molecular function: amino acid kinase activity. NCBI's taxonomy places the organism in Eukaryota, Metazoa, Arthropoda, Arachnida, Trombidiformes, Tetranychidae. Bases 1 to 1023 code for a protein of 340 amino acids. The record is from RefSeq and is a predicted model, not a curated record. The transcript has 4 exons.
AUGUCAACUCUUGAACCUGGUGAAAAGAUUAAGCCAAAUAUUGAUAUCGAUUCAGCUGAAAAAUUGGUUGAUAAAUUGUUUAACUUUAAAGUGAUUAAGAUAAUCGAGAUUGAUUCUUACGAUGAUCGUAAUUACCUGAUUGAGAUUGAGUCUGAUUUUCAUGAUCAUGGAAAAAAAUUCGUCUUGAAAAUAACCAAUUCUCUGGAUUCAUCAUUCCCUCGAUUAAUUGAGGCCGUUAAUGAGAUCACAAAUUAUGUUAAAUCCUCGACGAGCCUCAAGGUUCCCUAUCCAAUACCCGAUUGUAAUGGACAAUUAGUAUCACGAAUUAGUUUAAAUUCAUCAUUGCCCGAGGAACAAUUUGCAAUUAGAUUGUUGAAUUUUGUUCCGGGAACAAUUAUGAAUCAAGUUGAUUACACUGAGAAUAUUUUAUUCCAAGUUGGUGAAACUCUGGCAACUUUGACAAAGGAAUUAAAGAAUUUCACCAAUUCGGUUCUCGAGAAACGGAAAACAAUUUGGUCCCUUUCGAGUGUCGACAAAUUGGACAAAUUUUUGUUCGCUGUCGAUAAUGAUGAUCAUCGAUCGUUGAUUUCAGGUGUAAUUAAGAAAUUUAAACAACAGGUAAUUGACAAAAUCGACGAGUUUCCAGUUUCCAUUAUUCAUGGUGAUGUAAAUGAACAGAAUAUUGUCUUGGACAAGGUGGACACUAAUCGAUGGUCAGUUAUUGGUCUAAUUGAUUUCGCCGAUUCUCAUCAAGCUCCAACUAUUUUUGAUCUGGCGAUUCUUUGUUGUUAUGUUACACUUGAUUCGAAAUUAAUUGAUCCAAUUAAAGCUCCAGGAUAUGUUAUCUCAGGUUAUCACAGAGUAAUUCAAAUUAGUGACCAGGAAUGGAAUAUAUUACCGAUAAGUAUCAUGGCUCGAUUGGCUCAAUCGUUGACCCUUGGUGCUUAUAGUUAUCGUGAGAAUCAAGGAAAUGAGUACAUCUUGUCUUCCGCUCGAAGGGCUGGUCAAUUCUGGAAAGAUUGA